Molecule: messenger RNA, 1110 nt
Organism: Rhinichthys klamathensis goyatoka
Lineage: Eukaryota; Metazoa; Chordata; Actinopteri; Cypriniformes; Leuciscidae
Gene: hapstr1a
Product: HUWE1 associated protein modifying stress responses a
Exons: 4
Coding region: 259-1056 (265 amino acids)
Source: RefSeq, a predicted model, not a curated record
GAACUGCGCAGGGCAAAAGCGAUCCUCUAACCGGGGGUAGACAGCUACUGUCCUGGGUAAUUACAUUUCGGCGUCACAAAAGACAAAACAUUUCACUUCAUUUCGUUUUAAUUCAGGCCCGUAAAUCCAGAAAUAAGGAUAUUAACCGACACUGAUCGGAUGUUGCGUGAUUUCAAGAACUAGAAUUAACCCACAAGAGCAAGAAAUUACAGGGGGAAAAAACGAGCAGAAGUUCACCGAAGUUUCUCAGUAUUCAUCAUGGAGGAGAAGAAGGAGGAGAGCGAAGCGGAGAUCCACGAACACGGACCCGAACACUGGUUCUCCAAAUGGGAGCGCCAAUGCCUGGCAGAGGCCGAAAGAGAAGAGCCGAACGAGGAGGCGGUGGACCAGAACCAGGAACAACUCUGGCAUCUCUUCCAGAAUUCCGCUACGGCGGUGGCGCAACUUUAUAAAGAUCGAGUCUGUCAUCAGCAAGGACUGUCAUUGUGGUCUCCGUUUCAGAACGCUGCAACAGCUGUGACUAAUCUUUACAAAGAGAGUGUUGAUGCACAUAAGAGAAGCUUUGACUUAGGAAUCCAGAUUGGUCAUCAGCGACGUAUUAAAGAUGUUUUGGCCUGGGUCAAAAAGCGAAGGAGAACUAUACGAAGGGAAGAUUUGAUAAGUUUCCUUUGUGGUAAAGCGCCACCACCAAGGACUUCUAGAGCUGCCCCCAAACUGACUGUCCAUUCUCCUAACCGACCACCUUCAUCGGACUCCGUAUCAUCUGUAGAGACUGAUUUACAGCCCUUCUGUGAGGCCAUAGCACUACAUGGUCUAAGUGGAGCAAUGGCCGGCAUCAGUGUCCGCUCAAGCACUCCCGGAUCUCCGACUCACGUCAGCGGCAGCUCAAAUGCAGGGCGCAGACGGAAUGGACUGCACGAUGUGGACUUGAACACUUUCAUAUCGGAGGAGAUGGCCCUCCACCUUGGCAGCGCGGGCAGCAGGAAGCGGACCUCGGUCCAGUGCGCAGACGUCAUUACAGACUCCCCAACCCAUAAACGCAACAGAAUGCUCUGAGCUCAGUUCUUGUUCUGUAUGCUUUGUUUGAAAUAAAAGCCACUUAAUCCUCAA